Molecule: messenger RNA, 1503 nt
Organism: Nerophis lumbriciformis (worm pipefish)
Lineage: Eukaryota; Metazoa; Chordata; Actinopteri; Syngnathiformes; Syngnathidae
Source: RefSeq, a predicted model, not a curated record
AUGUCAUUACCAGAGGAUUCGGGGGCUCGCAGAAAAGAACGUGAGAGGGGAGCGCGGCCCAAGGUGCGUCUGAGUCGUUCAGAAGAGAGACAAGGUAGUGGCAGUGGGCAGAAAAGUGCUCACGGUAGGUGGAAAGAUUUAACUGCUCACGAACCGGCCGCCGAACGGCCUGUCAGUGACUGUUUUGAGUAUGGAAAUUUUUUAAAAGAGCUGGAGAGCAGGGACCAUGCCACAGCCACCACAUCUUCCCAGAGAGUGGGCUGCAGAUGUCACAGUAAGGAGGCCUCAUUACUGUCAGAAGAGGGAACAUCCAUUCCAGCAGUGGGAGCAGUCAACUCGAACGUAGAGUUGACAUCCAGUGAAGGGGGCAGCAGUGGCCGCACACUCCGGCAAAAAAUCCAAGACGCAGUGGGACAGUGUUUUCCCAUGAAGAUGAGCAGCGGAGCGAGCACGCCGCCGCUCCCUCAAGUAUUCUCUCUGUCGGCCAGCUGCACCUCCUCCAGGCGCAAGAUCCACCUAAGCGAGCUAAUGCUGGACAACUGCCCGUUCCCGGAGGGGUCGGAGCUGGCUCAGAAAUGGCAUUUAAUAAAACAGCACACAGCACUUGAGCCCACCGCGGGGCUGGCCGCAUUUCCAGCGGAUGAUGUAGACGGCCGGCUAAGGGAAAGGCGGCGAAUCAGCAUUGAGCAUGGCGUGGAGCCACCUGCCAAUGCUGAGAUCCAUACGCUGGAGGUGACGCCCCAGGCGAGUGCGGCCCUUCACAAGCGGCGUGGCCCUAAACUGGCGCACUGUGUGGCAGAGGCAGGUGGCUCCGAACAGAGGCAGUUUUUCCUCCAGCGACAGCACCAGCUUCUUUUGCAGAGCUGUCUGGACACGCUUGAUGAGGUGGUGGCGUCCUCUUCCGACAUUAGUGCCGCCCAUUCAAGUGACCCGGAAUUAUUCCCGAGAGCUGCGCCUCACCACGCCAGCCCGCACGUUCACACUCAAAUAGACUACAUCCACUGUUUGGUCCCUGACCUGCUGCAGAUCACCAACUUGCCUUGUUACUGGGGUGUCAUGGACCGCUACGAGGCGGAGGCUCUCUUGGAGGGCAAACCUGAGGGCACCUUCCUGCUGCGUGACUCUGCCCAGGAGGACUACCUCUUCUCUGUCAGUUUCCGCCGCUACGGUCGCUCGUUGCACGCCCGCGUCGACCAGUGGAACCACAACUUCAGCUUCGAUGUGCGUGACCCCAGCGUCUUCCACGCGCCCACCGUCACGGCCCUAGUAGAGCAUUACAAGGACCCCAGCUCAUGCAUGUUCUUCGAGCCAUUGCUGUCCUUCCCAAUGCACCGCACGCAGCCCUUCAGCCUGCAGAGGCUUUGCCGCGCUGUCGUCAGUAGCUUCACCACGUACGAUGGUAUCAACGCGCUGCCCGUUCCCAAUGCCUUAAAGAAACAGCUUAAAGAGUAUCACUACAAGCAGAGGGUACACGUUCACAGGCUGGACACUUGGUGGGAAUAA